GGACCCACAAAACAGAAUGUUGUUACUCGUGACUUUGGCAGCUGCUUUUGCCGCAGCUUCGGCGCAGAUCGACCUACGGCCGUACAACUUGACAGCGUCCAUCAUGUUUGUUACAAAUGAUCUCAACAAUGACAACCAGCUGACGCAAACAGAGUUCGACCAUGUGUUUGAAAUUUACGAUUUUAACAAGGACAAGAUCAUCGAGCGCCAUGAGUAUGUCUGUUACAUAACCAAGAGCAACUCUUUCAUGGGCAACUUAGCGCAGAGUCUGUACGACGAAUACGACAUGGAUCACGACCACCGAUUAGAAAGACACGACUUCGACAACUUCUUUAACAGGAUGGAUGAAGACAAUGACGAUGUUGUCAGCGCCUUGGAGUUUGUACGUUUCUGGGAGGUGUUAUUCGCGAGCAAGGAAAAUUUCUCUAUGCACGGUCAAAAGCACCCGCAACACAACGACAAGUACUGCCUCAGUCACGGCCAUGCCCACGGCUAGAGACGAAAACUUUGGGAGAGCAAAUAAAGAGGCCCAGAUAAAGCUCGAGUCCCAGGUUAAGGUUACAUGUACGAUCGGAUUACCCAAAAUUUAUACAACUUGUCAAUAAAACUUUGUCAAAAUUUUUUGUCAAA
Liolophura sinensis is the source of this 630-nucleotide messenger RNA. RefSeq lists its product as uncharacterized. Gene Ontology annotation, molecular function: calcium ion binding. The transcript is spliced from 5 exons. The record is from RefSeq and is a predicted model, not a curated record. The coding region runs from base 17 to 496 and encodes 159 amino acids. Lineage: Eukaryota; Metazoa; Mollusca; Polyplacophora; Chitonida; Chitonidae.